GAAAACCUAAAGAGACACAUUAAGAAUACUAGGAGAGAUUUAGUGACAUGAAGAAUAAAACAAAGGAAGGAAACUGAGUAAUAAUGAAAAAAAAAAAAAAAAUUAAAACAGAAAGAAGUAUAUUGAAUUGAAGGUUUUUGAUGAUAAAUGUGAGGUGAAUAUCGUAUAUGUUAAGUCUUGGACAGUGAAUGGAAAAGAAUGAAAACCUUAUGAGAAGCAUUAAAAAAUACCAGGAGAUAUUUGAUGAUAUGAAGAAUUACGCCAGAAUAAUAAUUUGCUAACGGAAACUUAAGGAAGGGCUCGCUUUGAUAGAAUUUACAUACCAUAAGUAUAUGAGUCUAAGAGAAGAGAAACAUAUGGAUAAAAACAGCUGAGGUUACUUUCUACUAUGACAAAAGUUAACAUUCUUAACAGUUCGUAUUGGUAAGGUAUUUUGAAUCUACUUAAUCUUGGCACAAUCAUAACAGCACAAUACAUUGCACGAAUCUGUAAUGAAAGAUUAGGAUCGUGAGCAAGAAUAUGUACAGUGCAUCAGUCUAUAUUAUACCAGCAGAACGUCAAUCCGACACCGGGUGGCCCAAACGAUGCAACAGACACUCAUACAUACAUCAUUCACACACUGAGCCCUGUUAGUCUCUGGUAGAAAUGGACCUUGUGGAUAACCUUACUACAUCUGAGAGCUUACGUAUAGGUUGUACGUAACCUAAGACACUCCUCUGACAGCAUGAGAGCGGAUUGACCUGUGAAAAGACUAAAGAGGGAUUUGUAUAGUUUUCGUGGAAACAUUUACACAGAGACAUUAGUUACUGAGAGAGAGAGAGAGAGAGAGAGAGAGAGAGAGAGAGAGAGAGAGAGUACUGAUGUCUCCACUGAUAAUGACGGAGUGAGUAACCGCCCAGAUAGGAGAUUCAAGGUCAGGAAGAAAUAAACACGUGACUGUUGGAAAUUCAAUGACAAAACACAAGCCUUGUGCUGAAAUUGAAGACUCGGAGAGUACGAGGGAAGAAAGUGAGAUUUACUGUACAAAAACACCACCCAUAUGACGUCGUGCUGAAAAAUAAAAAGCUUGGAGAUGAGAAAGGACAGUGUUGUGAAAAUUUAUCAAAGAACGAACGAAUGUUUUCAGAUAUUAAUGCAGAAAAAAAGUUGAAGGAGUUGUGAGUUAUCAAGGCACCUUGUUGAGUGGUCACGUUGAGGCCGGUGUGAGCUGAGACAAAAUUUCAGUGUUGUUAUAGUCAUUGGCAGUCGAGUAACCUGCAGCUCUCAGGUACUGUAUUGAGCAAGAAAGAUAACAUGAGAACAAAAGAAAAUAAGGGAAACUACAAGAAUCUAAUAGGCCUUCACGCAGCAGUCCAUGUAUAAAGUAUGCCUAUCUAUAUCUAUCUAUAUCCAUUUAUUAUCACUGGAAUUUCCCUAUCGAUUAUGCAUACAAUCUAGUUACUAAGUCUGUUUCAGUCAUCUACCAUUCCAGAACCAGCUUCCUUCCAUCUUUUGUUUUAAUUCGAACUUUACGAAUUGAACCCCAUCACCUCUCCUGUUUCGAUUAGCAGUAACACGGUUAACAUUUUCUACCUAAUUUUUAAAUCUGUUGAAAUCUUCAUCAAGCCAAUCAAUUACUAGAUUCUCACCACAUCUAGACUUCACUGAGAGAAGACGUAUGCUAAGCACGGAGGAAAUAUGCCAGUCCUUACUCAACGUUAUCUUAAUUUGUUUCACUUAUGUUAUCCCACUUUUUUUUCUUUGUUUGUUUCCUCUUGUUAUUUUAUCUUCACGCAAAUACUAGCCUACACUAUAUACACAUAUAUCUAGAAUUUUUUUUUUUUUUUUUUUUUUCCGUUUCUCUUUGCUUCUGAUAAUAUGCCAACAUCCCUUUUCCUUUAGUUUUUUUUUUUUUUUGUUACUUUCCUACAAUUCCUGCUAAUUUCGUUCCGUUUUUAUCCAUCGUUCCGCGAUUGCACUUCUCAUACAUAUAUUUCUCCCCCAUACAUGCGUAGAUUUUUAACUCUCAAUUUCAAAAUCUGGGCCAUGUGUACGUGCGUCCGUUGUAGGAAGUACCGCAUGAACUGAGAUUUUUAUAAAGAUCUCACUGAUCUUCUCUCUAGCCUCACUCAGGGAUGGAGGGAAAUGAUCAAAGACAGACUGGUAGGGUGAAUGAUACGCUUUCAAGGUUUCUCUUCUCUUCAACUCUCUCUCUCUCUCUCUCUCUCUCUCUCACUGAAUUUUCCCCGGCUAGGCCUAUAUAUUUUCUCGCUGACAAUCUCUUUCAGUCAUUUUCUCCAGCAGCCUCCUUUCUCCUUCCCUCAUUUUAAGAUGUUUGUAUGCAUCUAUCAGAAUCAACAGAAGAAUUUUUGUACAUCUUGAAGAAAUUGAGAUGAUUUUACGCGUUGCGUGAGGAGAUGUCGAGGAGUCAUCAUCUUAUGCAAUUGUUUUCAACCUCAUCAGGAGUCUGUUCAUCCCAAGACAUCUUUUCGAGUAGCCCGAGAGAUAUGGGUGCCCGAGAUUGGGAUUCCCUGGUGGAUAGACAACUAGAUAUCAGGAUGUACCAUUUUGUGUUGACUAGGGCAUGUAUAAAUAGACAGAGUGGAUGGUUAGGUCACAAGUGCGUGUGUGGGGCGACACGAUCCUAGAGACAGGUAAACAAUAUCGAAGCGAGCUUGGUAAAAUCGGAACCAAGGCUAAAAAGUCAGGAAAGCAGUCUUCAAAUCUGAUCAGAGCGAGAGUUGUUGACUGAGCUGUGCUGUACUGGGAGUCUCCGUACAGCAUCCCAUCACAUCGCGUUAUUCCGGGGUGAAGGUAACAAACUCAAAAUAGGCCUGCGUCUGCGUCUCAUGAAUCGGCGCUAUAUAGCAGCAGACAGUCAGGACGCACCAGUGUUUAACUUUCACUUUCCAUUCGUCCCCUCCUCCCUCAUCCAGCUCCCCCAGCCGUCUCCUUCACCUUAUAUCUCUCCCCCUCCUCCCUAGCACCGUCUCCUCCUCUUCCUUUUUGCACUCCUUGCUGUCUUCACCCUUACUCCUCUCACAACAUAAUUUCCCUCGCACACAAACACUCCCACAGCUGCAUGUUGCUGUGCUACUACAUGCAUGAACAGGUUAAAUUUACACCUUACGUUCCCUCCAGCCUAGUAGACAGCCAGCAGGUGAGACUACAGGAGAGAGCGACAGAACUGCGUUUGCCAGGGGCGCGUUGCAGCGCGGCCAGUGAUUACAACAUUUAAAGCUGCUUCCUCCAUCGUCACUCACUUCCCUCAUCUUCCACCUCUGGCGGUCACCUCUUCCUCCUGGCGGCUUGCCGAAGACAGAAAAGCUAAAUUCUAUUGUUCAACUCAAGUUAGCUUGCCAUGUUGCAACGCCCAGCAUGUAGUGGACACACACACACACACACACACACUCUUAUCAAGUAAGAAAUAAUGAGACGAGAGCACCGCCACUUGAUGUCAGGUUCUUCCUUCAAACAGAGAUAAUGUGUCUGUCUGUGCGUCAGGAAAUUCUAAAUGGACCACUUAUUGCCAGACAAUCUCAACUUCAUUCCCCUUCAUUCAUCCCACUUUCAGAGCUGGGCACUUCCAUACCUCGGUCCACACCUCCGCUCCUCCAUACCUGCAGACCACCAAAUGAGGAAUGCUGGCUGGACCUCUUCAAGAGGUACAACACCCAUCUCCCCAGCUCUGCUGCUGUGGAGAGGCUGUUCAGCUCUGCAGAGACAUCUUGUGGGCAAAGAGGUCCAGCCUCAGCAAUGUAAAUUUCGAACAGCUGGUGUUUGUGAGGCACAACAUGCACCUCCUGGACUACAAGGAAGUGCAGCACAAAGAGGAGGAGCAGGACUUGUAGAUUAUGUUUAAUGAACAUGUCAAAUUGUGAAUCGUUUCAAAACUGUCAUUUGUGAUAGAUAGUAAACUGAAUCAGCAACAUAUUUUUCUAUAUCCCCAUGUCUUCUCUUCCUCUUUUGAAUUAAACAAACCGGAAGUUUCUGUGCUGCGUGUGCUGAGGUAUGGUAAUUAUGAUGAAUAUGAAAGUAGCUACUGAAUUUAAGGUGAGGAUAGUGUAUGUACACUUUGAAAUAAUAAUAAUAAUGUUACAAUGACUUCCAGUUACUGCUAAUUGUAUAUACAUUAAAAUGAAUACAUGC
Molecule: messenger RNA, 4128 nt
Organism: Portunus trituberculatus (swimming crab)
Lineage: Eukaryota; Metazoa; Arthropoda; Malacostraca; Decapoda; Portunidae
Exons: 3
Coding region: 3494-3841 (115 amino acids)
Source: RefSeq, a predicted model, not a curated record